Messenger RNA from Theobroma cacao (cacao), 4261 nucleotides. Its product is annotated as K(+) efflux antiporter 2, chloroplastic-like. Lineage: Eukaryota; Viridiplantae; Streptophyta; Magnoliopsida; Malvales; Malvaceae. Gene Ontology annotation, cellular component: membrane; chloroplast. The record is from RefSeq and is a predicted model, not a curated record. Gene Ontology annotation, molecular function: potassium:proton antiporter activity. Gene Ontology annotation, biological process: potassium ion transport; proton transmembrane transport.
GAGAGAUUUUAAUUUUUUUGGUAAUUUUCUAAAUUCUAACCUUCUUAUAGAAAAAAUAGAGGGAAAGAAAUGAAAGAGAAAAUAGAAAGAAACCUGUCAAGUUAAGUAAAUGAAAGGAAAAAUAGAAGUAAAAAGGGGCCACGUUGAUUUGUUUAUCAGUUGUGUCAUUUUCUGCUCUGGACCUUCUCCUCCCUAACUCCGCCCCUCUCCAACAUUUCUUCUCGUCUUUGAUCGGUGUUUGAUAAGAGGUCAAUGAGAGUGCUUGAAAUGCCUUGCCGAGAAUAACGAUUGGUGCGGCGGAGACAGAUGGGUUUUGCGUGUAGUUUGAAGCAUCCUGCUGCGUUUCAUGGUGGUGAAGGUACUAGUUAUAGGAUAUUGGAUCCGUUAUGUCCUAGGUUUAGAUGUAGAAAUUUCAGUUACAAUGUUUUUGAUCCGAAGAUUGGAUCGAAAGCUCAGUCCCUGAAGAAAAUGAGGAAAAGCAUGGCAUAUAGUGGUUGUUUAAGUUCAAAUUUGGUUUUCAGAGGGAAAUUUGAUAGUCAUCUGUGCAGUUCGUAUUCGAGUUCAUCAUUGUUUUAUGGUUUGCCUGAUGUGUUGAAAGUAAGAGGAGUUAAGUCGCGAUGUCAAGGUAAUGAUUCUUUGGCGUAUGUUGAUGGGAAUGGUCGGAAUGUGGAAUUUGCAGAGAGUAGUGAUGAGAGCUCAAGUGGUACUGUAUCGAAUGGUUUGGGAGAAGAAGAGAGAAAUGUAAGUAAUGAAGUGGAAUCACCUAGUCUGGAUGAUUUGAGGGAAUUGUUGCAGAAGACAAUGAAGGAAUUGGAAGUGGCACGUCUUAAUAGUAGGAUGUUUGAGGAAAAGGCUCAGAAAAUAUCAGAAGCUGCGAUAGCCUUGAAGGAUGAAGCAGCUAAUGCUUGGAAUGAUGUUAAUAGCACACUUAAUAUGAUUCAAGCUACUGUUAAUGAAGAGUGUGUUGCCAAAGAGGCUGUUCAAAAAGCAACAAUGGCACUAUCUUUAGCUGAAGCAAGGCUUCAGGUGGUAGUAGACUCAUUUGAACCUCUGAAACUGGGAAAUGAUUCCUCAGAAAGUUCUGGAGAGAGUGAUGUGGAGAUUGAUGUUAGGGUAGAUAAUGGAGCACUAUUGGCUGCACAAGUUGAGAUUAGGGAAUGUCAAGAGAAGUUGGUGAAUUGUGAAGCAGAGUUAAGGCACUUGCAGAGUAUAAAGGAGGAGUUGCAGAAGGAAGCGGACAGAUUGAAUGAGCUUGCAGAGAAAGCACAGAUGGAUGCCUUGAAAGCUGAGGAAGAUGUGGCAAACAUCAUGCUUUUGGCAGAGCAAGCUGUUGCUUUUGAAUUGGAGGCUGCACAACGAGUGAAUGACGCAGAGAUAGCCCUACAAAAAGGUGAAAAGUCUCUUUCUAAUUUGACUGUGGAGACUGCUGAAGCUGCCCAGGGGCAGGUUUUGGGUGAAGAGAUUGUUGUCGAGGAGGAAAAGCUCAGUCAAGGGGGUUCUAGUGAUAUUAUUGUUGAAAGAGAAGGGGAUGCCCUUAUUAAUGGUGAUACAGUAGUUGGUGAGCCUACACCAGACAUCUUAUCUGACAAAGCCAGCAAAAGUUCUGAAGAUCUCAGACAAUUUGAUGAUUUGAGUGAUCAUGAGAACGGAAUGCUGGGUUUAGAUUCCAAAGAAGCUGAAAUGGAAGUGGAAAAGUCAAAAAAUGUUCAACCAAAGAAGCUUGAAACUCAAAAGGAUCUGACAAGGGAAAGUUCACCCCCAAAUGCCCCGAAGUCAUUGUUAAAUAAAUCUUCCCGUUUCUUUUCUGCAUCAUUCUUUUCCUUCACUGUUGAUGGGACAGAGUUCACACCAGCAUCAGUUGCCCAGGGUCUUUUGAAGUCUGCAAGGGAACAAAUUCCUAAGCUGGUUGUAGGAGUACUGCUCUUUGGAGCUGGGGUUGCCUUCUAUGCUAAUCGGGCAGAGAGGAGUGCUCAGCUGCUGCAGCAGCCAGAUGUCAUCACCACUAGUAUAGAAGAAGUUUCCUCAAAUGCAAAGCCUCUGAUCCGACAAAUACAGAAAUUUCCAAAAAGACUAAAAAAACUUGUUGCAAUGCUUCCUCAUCAAGAGAUGAAUGAGGAGGAGGCCUCCCUCUUUGACGUGUUGUGGUUACUGCUGGCAAGUGUAAUUUUUGUGCCUAUAUUUCAGAAAAUUCCUGGAGGCAGUCCUGUUCUUGGAUAUUUGGCUGCUGGUGUCUUGAUUGGGCCUUAUGGUCUGUCCAUAAUUCGUCAUGUGCAUGGAACCAAAGCAAUUGCUGAAUUUGGAGUUGUUUUCUUGCUAUUUAAUAUUGGCCUUGAGCUAUCUGUUGAAAGGCUAAGUUCCAUGAAGAAAUAUGUUUUUGGAUUAGGCUCUGCCCAGGUCUUGGUGACAGCAGUUGCAGUUGGCCUGGUUGCUCAUUUUGUUGCUGGGCAGCCUGGUCCAGCUGCGAUAGUGAUUGGGAAUGGCCUGGCAUUAUCUUCAACUGCAGUUGUGCUGCAGGUAUUACAGGAGCGAGGUGAGAGUACUUCACGCCAUGGACGUGCUACAUUUUCUGUCUUACUUUUUCAGGAUUUGGCUGUUGUUGUUUUGCUUAUACUUAUACCUCUUAUCUCACCAAAUUCAUCAAAAGGAGGGGUUGGUUUUAGAGCCAUCGCAGAAGCUCUUGGACUGGCUGCUGUUAAGGCUGCAGUUGCCAUAACUGCAAUUAUUGCCGGUGGACGGUUGUUGCUUCGACCAAUUUAUAAGCAAAUAGCUGAAAAUCAAAAUGCAGAAAUAUUCUCUGCCAAUACUCUUCUUGUUAUUCUAGGGACAAGUCUUCUAACUGCUAGGGCUGGGCUUUCCAUGGCAUUGGGAGCAUUUCUGGCUGGUUUGCUUCUUGCAGAGACUGAAUUCUCUUUGCAGGUUGAAUCAGAUAUUGCUCCAUAUCGUGGCCUCUUAUUGGGUCUCUUCUUCAUGACGGUUGGCAUGUCCAUUGACCCAAAACUUCUUGUUUCAAAUUUUCCUGUCAUUGCGGGGGCGUUAGGACUCUUAAUUGGUGGCAAGACUAUAUUGGUGGCUUUGGUUGGUAGGUUUUUUGGUAUUUCAAUCAUAUCUGCCAUAAGGGUUGGACUUCUUCUAGCUCCAGGUGGAGAAUUCGCAUUUGUGGCUUUCGGUGAAGCUGUUAAUCAGGGUAUACUGUCUUCUCAGCUAUCCUCAUUGUUGUUCCUUGUUGUGGGGAUCUCAAUGGCCCUCACACCAUGGCUUGCUGCUGGAGGCCAGUUAAUUGCGUCUCGUUUUGAGCUGCAUGAUGUUAGAAGUUUAUUGCCUGUUGAGAGUGAGACUGAUGAUUUGCAAGAUCAUAUUAUCCUUUGUGGAUUCGGACGUGUUGGGCAGAUCAUAGCUCAGCUUCUUUCAGAACGCCUAAUUCCAUUUGUUGCUCUUGAUGUGAGGAGUGAUAGGGUGGCAAUGGGGCGUGCACUGGACCUUCCUGUUUAUUUUGGAGAUGCUGGUAGUCGAGAGGUCCUUCAUAAAGUUGGUGCUGAAAGAGCGUGUGCUGCAGCAAUAACCUUGGAUACUCCUGGUGCCAAUUACAGAACUGUUUGGGCUCUGAGCAAGUAUUUCCCUAAUGUGAAAACUUUUGUUCGUGCUCAUGAUGUUGAUCAUGGCCUGAAUUUGGAAAAAGCUGGGGCUACAGCUGUUGUGCCAGAGACCUUGGAACCAAGUCUGCAGUUGGCAGCUGCAGUUCUUGCACAGGCUAAACUGCCCACAUCCGAGAUUGCAGCAACAAUUAAUGAAUUCAGGUCCCGACACCUUGCGGAGCUAACUGAGCUGUGCCAAACUAGUGGAAGUUCUCUUGGUUAUGGAUUUUCCCGAGUCUCGAGUAAAUCCAAAACUCAAUCUUCAGAUUCUUCAGAUGAAAACCAAUUCAGUGAAGGAACUUUGGCAAUAUGAAAGAUUUAUAGUGUUAACCAGGUAAGUGGUCACAAAAAAAAGAAAAAGAAAAAGAAAAAACUGUAUAGCAGACUACUGUCCCAUUGUUACAAGUUGUACAGAAAAAGAACAAAAAGGGGAGAGCGGAAGGCAGUAUCGGACUUUUUCACUGACCAUUUUUGAAGUGGUUGAUAGAGUUUUGAGAAACCUUUCUUAAUAUUUUGUCAAAAGGGAAACCAUUGUUGUUGUUACCAAUGGUAAUAGACAGGAAAGGACCUCAUGGAAUGUCAAUGGACUUUUCGAUCAUCAAUAGCAUAUAUUUUCAUCGAUUGCAGUU